Messenger RNA from Gymnogyps californianus (California condor), 6411 nucleotides. RefSeq names its product collagen type XXVI alpha 1 chain (gene COL26A1). The record is from RefSeq and is a predicted model, not a curated record. NCBI's taxonomy places the organism in Eukaryota, Metazoa, Chordata, Aves, Accipitriformes, Cathartidae. Gene Ontology annotation, molecular function: protein binding. Bases 1 to 1518 code for a protein of 505 amino acids. The transcript is spliced from 16 exons.
AUGCAGUUCGCUCUUUUCUUGUCCUGGUGCUGCUGCCUGCAUGGAUGUGCGCUAGGGACUGGCUUCCUCUAUCAAUUCCCAGCAUCAACCCUGCAGCACAACUACCCAGAGCAGAGCUCGGGCUCGCCGGGCAGCGGCUUCGCCAGUCGCCGGCAUUGGUGUCACUAUACGGUUACACGGACAGUUUCCUGCCAAGUGCAGAAUGGGUCAGAAACGGUGAUCCAGCGAGUUUAUCAGAGCUGCCGGUGGCCAGGACCUUGUGCCAACUUAGUGAGUUACAGGACUCUCAUCAGGCCCACGUACAAAAUGUCCUACCGAACUGUGACCACGCUGGAGUGGAGGUGCUGUCCUGGCUUCACGGGGAGCAACUGUGAAGAGGGUUCAUCUGGCCGCCAGCACGGUUACUUUUCCAACCAGGACCAAUGCAUGAACUGCACACGACUAGCAGAUAUGACCGAGAGGCUGAACACGCUUGAGGCCAAGAUCCUUCUGCUUGAGGCUGCGGAGCGAAGCCCACCGUUGGAAAACAACCUGCCAAUCACUGGGACGACAGCCACGUGGUACGACGAUGUGCUACCAGAUGCCUUUCCCCUGAUGAAUCCCGGGACUGUCCUGAGAAAAACAGUGGGAUCUGUUGAGCCUAAAGGACACAGAGGUGCAGAGGAGCAGCUAAUACCACAGGGGCUGCCAGGACAGGUUGGUCCUCCAGGCCCAGUUGGACCAACUGGUCUUCCAGGACCACCAGGGCCAAAAGGAGAGAAGGGACAACCCGGUGAGAGGGGCCCGGCAGGGCCACCAGGGCUGUUGGGACCUCAAGGACCAAGAGGACUUCCAGGAGAAACCGGGAUCCCAGGUCCCCCAGGUCCUCCAGGGCCACCAGCCACCCCAAGCCUCCCUCUUACCUUCCAACAAGGGGUUCUCUACUCACUCCAGCCCACAGCUGAAAAAGAAAAUGGAGAACCCCAGCUGGCCUCCACCGUCAUAGACACCAUCAUGGCUGGCCUGCCAGGACCACGGGGAGCCCCAGGCCCUGUUGGGCCACCAGGACCACCGGGUGCAUCAGGACCCAAAGGCCCACCAGGACCUAUCGGAGUCCCUGGAUCACAAGGCUUACCGGGCUCUCCAGGACAACCCGGGCCAAAAGGCUCCAAAGGAGACCGAGGAGAGAGAGGGCAAGCAGGUCUGACUGGAGAGAGGGGCAUUAAGGGAUUUCCUGGUGAACCAGGCAAGAAGGGUGAGGAAGGUGACAAAGGUGCUGAUGGGGAAGGUGUUCAACAACUUCGAGAAGCUCUGAAGAUUUUAGCUGAGAGGGUAUUAAUUCUUGAGCACAUGAUAGGAAUUCAUGACUCUUUAUCUUCCAUUGAGCCAGGCUCUGGACAAGAUGUGAUCCCAGGCUCCCCUCUGCGAACCAGCAUCAAGAUCAAACGUGGAGGACCGCAGCAGCCACAGGCCUACCAGAUCCUCUCUUCACUGCUGGAUGACAGUGAAGCCAAAAGGAGAAGCAAUCGGAUGAAGUAGGAGCAUCUAUGUGUUUUCCAUGCCUUUCACCAGUUAAAGAUACAGUAUCCCAGUGCUUAAUUGCAGAGUGCAAAUGAAGUGGGUAGGAGGCUGCAGUGUUGGCAACUGGGUUUCCUUACCUGGCCAAUGCUAUGCUCUUAUUGCAGGGAAUGUCUUAUCUAUAGCUCAGAGAGGGUCUUAUGAACAUUUUUCUUGAUUUUGUUGUUUUGCCUUUGGAAUACCAGAUGGCAGGUGUCCUCAGAAGCUGUCUACAGAAAUGACACCUCCUGACUGUGUCUCAAGAGUUUAAUCCUCCCCUUGUUUCCCCACUGCCCUUGAAAGUUACUCAGUUAAAGCACUGCUUAACUGGCUGAGACAAUCAGUCCCGUCUAGACUCAAAGCCAAGCCUUAGCCUUGUCCAUUGGUAUAGUUGAUGGCAUCUGCUUUUAUUUCAUGUGGUGGCGUGAUGCUGACUUCCAGGUGAAGAUACCACUUUCAUAGGCCAUUAAAGCAUUCUCACCUGCAGGGAUUUCUUUUAAGCAAAGAACAAAUUGGAAAAUUCAAAGAACAUUUACAACUGUUACUCUGAAAAUUCAGGUUACUCGUUGGAAUUUAGCAUCAAAAUCUUGGCUUUUCUUGUUGCUAAUUGCAUGUGAGUGGCAUUAUUUCUAUUUGUGGUUGGCUAAGCAAGGACUUUUGAUGCAAAUGUUCAUGGCAACACGGACUUCCUGUCUAUCUUCAGUGAGAUUAGACUGUUUCUGUCACAUUAUAGAGCAGUUUGUAUGAGAUAUGUUGGAAUUGUGCAAGAAUUUUCCCAUAUUCUGUUCAGCUUGUGCAUACAUCUAGAGAUAAUUAAUUUAAGUAGUAGCAAUAACUAUCCACAGAAAAGGAUAUUUUGCAAUAGUUUCUUAAUCCUACAUCAAUAAGGAAAAAUGUUUUCAUACUGUUUUGUUUUUAUCUUGUGAGUAAAUCCUUGCCAUUUGAAUCUGGAGACAGUGCAGUAGCAAACCACAGCCUAAGGAGUGAGAGUCUUGUCAAGAGCUUAUCUUGCACUGGGAGGUAAAUACAAAGUCAUUUUACUUUUUGCAAUAACUUGUUAUCUUGGGGGAAGUCCCAGCUCCAGGGUUAAGAAGUUGAACCUGCCCUUCAGUGACAAAUGAAUCACUACACCUGCUGUGCAAACCAAAUUGGACAGGUUGAUGUCAUUCAUGUAGACAGUGAUUUUGGUUAGAAAGGGUGAGCCUAAUCAACAGAACCAAUGGUACUAUUUUUUUUUUAUUUUUUUUUUAAUCCCUCCCCCAUUCUGACAGUUUUCAAAUUCAGCCCAGUAUGAAAGUGAGCAAACUGAGUUUGUGUUUGUCAUUUUCUGGCAUAAGUCAGGUAAAUUGGUCACAUUCUAUCUGGUUCCUAGUGCAAGAUACAGCUAUCUGAAAAAGGCAAACUGUACUGCUACAAUAUUUCUGUCAAAAAAAUGAAGGAGCUCUGCCUGCCCAACAUUAGCCACACAUUAAAUUAACUUUCCAUAUACAUAGUAAACAUUGUAGACCUACAGAGACAUCAGAACAUCCAAAUCUUUCCUCUGAAGAGCAUUGUAUUUUCAGAAAUGAACAGGUUACAGGCUACUUCAGGAUGACUGGAUUCGCUGUAUGUCUUUAUUUGGCCCUGUUCUUUAGAAAUCCAACCAUCUGUCCCAAAACAGGCGAAAUGGUGUAAAUUGAUGCUGAGCAAGCACCAGAACCUUGUCCUCAUACAGAAGCUUUUAACUGCUGUACAGCUAAAUAAUAAACAGCCUUGGUUUAAGCUGGCUUGGAGGCUGCAGUAAAUGCAUUUACUUGCCCUGCUUUUGAAUCCUCGCGCUGCCUGGCUAAUGCCAGUGGUGGAGCUCAUUCAGCGGUCAGCCCACGUAGUUCAGGUUGUACUUCCGUAUGCUCAAGUUUUCCUUCGGACAUUUCAAAGAAACAAGCCCAAAGCGUUACAAAAGUUUGGGGAGUUGAAGGCAAGGUACAAUCGGGUGCUCUCGUUCCAUAAGACUCCAACAUGUGAAGUGAAUGCAGAGUUUUGCCAAGAGCUGAUGCUUCAGGCUGCAGCAUUACUCUGCCUGCCUGUUCUCUGAAUUACAGCUGGAGCAUGAUAUAGUCAGAAGACAAGAAAACAAGUAAAAGUGCCCAAGUCAAGCAGGUUACUGGCUUCAAGCAGUCAUCCUGAAUUCAUAAUCCUUUUGGGAGAAUGAAAUAAAGUCUCCUUGAAUGCAUCUUAGUUUCAAAUCCAGCACCAACUCUAAAUCCAGUGCUAACUCUAAUGACAGUAUGUAUAUAAAUGAUCCUGAAUUAAAUCAGUGUCUUAAAGAAGGCUGGCAGCCAGCUCUCAGCCUAAAACCAGUCACAAAUACGAACAGCUCAACUUCCAACACUUAGCGAAUGACUGAAGCGCCGUACAGCAGCCCAUGUCCCUCCUUUCACUACCAUGAGGGCAAUAGCUCUGUUGAUGGACAGCUGAGCGUGGUGCAGCCACGGAUAUAUUCCUGGAAUAAUCUUUCCAUUUAGGAAUUAAACACGUGAAAAAAGAUGUUUCCCCAUUUACAGACUGAUUACCAUGUAGGAAUUGAGAAGUACUUGAUUAUCUCUUUGUUGAAUAGGGACUGUCUUGGUCUUGAUCACAUGGAGAUUACAAGACAUAGCUGGUGGCUUCCAGGAGAGAACUCCUUAUGCCUACCAGUAGGUGUUGGAAAAUCAGGCCCUGAAGGCGGAGGAGAAAUCCCAGUUCAGUCUAAACGUGUACACUGGGCAGGCUGGUGCUAGCUGUAGUCGCUUGCCACAUGAAGAAAGUUUCCUCAUGGCAGUUUCAGGAACUAAAACCCAAGCAGUCUUUAAAAAGGGAAAUGGCAAAAUUUGGUUUCACUGGUCCUGUAGCUACAGGGUUGAAUUUGGGGAAGAGGGAGUACAAUAGGGCCAUUUUCACUUCCCUGACAUUUUGGAGCCUUCACACUGAAUUGAAAGAGAAAUUUUUCUUCCUCCAAGUUUGUCUUCCUGAAUUCAAAGCUAUUGCAUUAGCUUGAUGAGUGCUCUCUUCAAGUCAUUCAUAUUGACCAGGAUUUUGGAUUUUAAAUUAUUUAAAACAAAUUACUGGCAAGAUGAAAGGAAAUCUAAUGGAAGUUAUUUUCAAUGAAUCCUUCCAAGUCAAUUGUCAAAAGACUGGUUAGGUUUGGGUUGCAACCAUUUUAAUUAUUGACUUUUCCAGAUUUCUGUAUGAGCUAUGUAAUUUUUUUCUCCCCACACUUCUUGCUUUAUUUAGCUACAUCUCUCUCUCACGCGGUACUGUAUCUUUAAUUUGGGUGACAGUAGGGUUAUACCAAAUGGACUUUCUCUCUCAGCUGGGGUUUCCUUCCUCUGUACUUACACAAGGGUUGGACCACACUGUUGUGCAGUCCCAGUUUAAUUAUGUUUUAAAGGUGAACACAGCCUCACACGCUGACGUUAAUGAUAUUCGUGACUAAGCAAACCACUCCAACCACAUUUUCCAUCUUAGGCAGGAUACUAAGAUUCAUGUUAGCCAGGGCAUAUAAUGCAUCUUGCCAUGUCUAUGUAACUUAGAAAGUGGAUUUAUUUUGAAUGCGUGCUCAUUUAGAAAUAUAUUUUAAUUGAAAUGUUUAGUGCUUUAUCUUACAUGCAUACUGUGCAAUACCAUAGUGUGUUCUUUUCUUUUCUUUUUUCCCUAAGACUUUUUUGAAAUUCUUAAUGUUUCUUUGAGCUCCAAUGUAGUUUUGACUUGGAUCGGUUCUGGUAGUAGUAACGCAUUUUCCUUGCCUUGAGCUAACCAGAAGCAGCAGCAGCACAUUGCACAACCAAAAAUCUUUGCAAUUUGUGCACCCUGAUGUUCACCAGCAAUCUGGUACUCCUGGGAGGCGGAGAAUGCUUCUCUCCAGAGUAUCUAAUUUGCACUUACUGUAAAGAAUUAAUAGCGACCCAGGGAAAUGGGAAUAAACUAGAGAGAAGAGCCCUCACCUGCUCCCACCAAACUCCACAGUAAUUUUGCCAUCAACUUUGACAGGAACAGGCCAUAAAAAUCAGAUCUAGCUCCGCAGCUAGCACAGACUGGGGCUGCUUUCAGUGGAGCAGCGCAUGUGGCUCACAAGCAGCUUUCUGAGAGUUUGGCUCUGGGACUGGGGUUCACUCCCAGUCUCUGCAAUGAACUGUUUUAAUGGAGGAACCUGACCACUGUGACAAAGGCCUCUAACAGACAAUCAGCUUCUGGAAUUACUUCUCGAUACAAUUUAUUGGAAAUCCAUUCUCCUCCACGUUUACAGCUUCUGUCUUAUUUGAGAUUACAUUCCAUUCUGGUGUUUGGUGGUAUAGGGGUUUAAACUACUCGCAGUUUCUGUGAUUGCGUUGAAACCAAGCAAUUCAAAGGUGCUAUAAUUGUUCACAAAGCACAUUCCCAUCCAUAGAAGGAAAUGUUAACUUUUCCACUAGUUAUUUUACACAGUAUUUUUUUAUUUAUAUCAGUGUGUUUCGUAUGUGUGCAAAUGGUCCCGGCUUCUCUCAUUGUAAUAAGCUUUACAACCAUUUGGUCUUUUAUAGGGCAGCCAUACGCAGUAUCUUGCAAUCAUGUGUAAUUUCUUAACUUAGAGCAAGAAUAAAGCUCGUCUGACAUGAUCAACUCAUUUAUGGCAGGCUCUAAUGUUUGUUGUAAACACAACCUGUUUGUUCCACCUCUUGCAUGGUUACUUAUCUGUUUUCAUAUUGCUAUGUUAUUGUUCAAAAUAUCUAUUUCUCUUUAUUUGCUAUGGGUUUUGUUACUGUAUAUGGAAUGUUUUGUAUUCAGCAUUUUCUUACAGAGCAGAGUGGGAACAGUAUUCAAGAACCCACAAAUACCAAAGACCUUUCAUGUAAUGCACUGAGAAAUAAACAUACUGUA